AUAAAACUAAAUCCCUGGGUGAUCCGAUCUCUAGUCCGAUUUCGUUCGCUUCUAUAUUAAGAACGCCUUCGCCUGGCCUCGCACGAUGCGUGUGCGCACAGCAAACGUUCACACAAUAAAAACCAAACGUAGUACAUAUUAUAUUUUUCCGACGAACCCGACUUAAAUCGAUAUCACGAAAAUUUUCAUGUGAAUUUUGUGAUAAUAUUAUAUUUUGGACGUUUUAAUGUAAAAUGUCCGUAAAGUGAAUUAAAAAGUGAAUUGAAAAUAAUCGUGUGGUUAUCGCUGAAGAAGACAAAAUGAAGUUCACAAUUGACGUUUUGGGGAUUUUUCUUAAAGUCGUCGUUAAGAUAAACAAGGUGACAUUCGCGCCGUUGGUGGUGUCGACCCUAUUCAUCCUUCUGACGUCACUAUUGGCGCACUGUGCGAGACGAGUGGUGCAGAAGGUGGUGAAGGAACCCUUCGUCCGGUUGCUGUUUGAGGAGGCCAUAGCUGCUGCUGAACUAUGCGGGUGCUGCUUUGAACUUAUUGUGGUGGCGGAUAACUUUGGCGUAGCGACGUAUGCGAUAUUCCUGUUCGCGUUGACGAUCUGGUGGUCACUCAACUGGGGAGAUGCUACUGCCUGCCCUUAUACGCACAUCGAAGAUGUUAUUGAAGGCAAGGGUGACAUCCGCAAGGCUCUCCUUAAGACCUGGGCUGAGCUGACCGGUGGUAUCCUGGUCUUCAAGUACGUGCAGAUGUACUGGGCGCUGGAGAUCUCUGACACACACAAGGAUAAGGCUUUUGAAGACUGCAAGGCUGACUUACAGGUACCCGUUAUCUACGGUGCCGUGGUAGAAGGUAUCGCCACGUGCCUCUGCCGCCUUGCGUCAAGAGGGCUCGGUGACCUCAACCCUCGCUUCGCCACGGCCAUCGAUUCCUUCAUCGGAACCUCUCUCGUUGUAGCUGGGGUCCUCACUAGGCACACGGUAUUCGUCUACCGGUAUCAGGACAAUAGUGCCAAUGCGGACCUAAGCGUGUCCAUCUUUUGCAAAAUACAUUUAGGAAAAGCUUUCGACUAUUCUGGAGGUUAUUUCAACCCUGUGCUGGCGACGUCCCUGAAGGCCGGCUGCGAAGGUCACACCAUGUUGGAACACGCGACAGUCUACUGGAUAGGAGCCUGCGCAGGUUCUCUUCUGUCAGUAUACCUUUACAAGCUACCAGCCAUCCAGAAGUUCGUCCGAGGAAGCAGUGAGGCGAACGGAGACAGCAUUUGGGCAGAAAAAGAAGAUUAAAAAGAUUCUUCUGUUGUGUCACAAAAUUAGUGGUGUGUGCUGGAUAAUUCUAGACAUUAUGUGGAAGUAAAUAGGGACUAAAAUGCUACGCAAUGGUGAAAUAAAUUGAUGUUAUGUCAACAGCCGUGAAGAAAAACAUGGAUUUUUUCUCGUUAUUUCGAAUAAUUCGAAACGGUAUUAAGCCUUCGUAUGUUAUUAUAAAAUUCUAGCCAAGUUAUUACUUCUAUCAAAUUAUCCAGACCGUUAUUAACCUCAGAAAUGAAAUAAUGAGAAAAUGAAAUCUAAUUUAGCUGUUUUUACGUUUUGCAAUGCUAGCACUUGAGUUUGAAAAGGCUUUAAUAUAGAAAUUGAAUGUAGCUAAGUAAUUAUUUUCGAGUUUUUGCAGCAAAAACAGUUUUAUGAUUUAUAUGAAAGCAAAAGUUGUGAAGUUUCUAGCUUCGAGUAUAUUAUUUUGACGAAUAAAGAAUUGUCAGCGACAUUUACUUAUAAUUUCUGAAUUAACCAGCAUACACCAACAUUUUCAAAAUUUUUACGCUUUAAUCAAUGACUUUUUUGGAAAAAGUUCGCGUGAAAAUUAAUUGAUUUGUUUCUUUUUUUAUAUUUUUCUCAAAAUAUGUUUGGCAACAAAUCCUCAAAGAGCGAUUGUCCACGAUUCUAGUCAUUUCUCCUUAUUUUUAAGUAUUAUUUUUUUUCUUUAUAAUUUUAAUUUUAUUAUUUGUUUCGUCUCCUAUUUGUAUUGGGUGUAUGGUAGUGACCCGCCAAGAUCGAAUGGUUUUUUAUUAUAAUUUUUAUCAUUUGAACUUGAGAUAGGAUUUUACCAUGUUUAUGAGUUUCCGAUAUUUCGGGACUGUUGCAACCACCAUGAUCACGGAUGAAUAGUUUAUCCGUCCAUCCAAAAUUCAUAUAGACAUGGUAAAUAUCUCGUCUCAAGUUCAAAUGAUAGAGUUAGUUACCAUGUCAGUUUAAAAAUAAAUAAUUUUGGUUUGUACAAGUUAAAGUUUACAUCAAAGGGGAUGAAUUUUUAUACCACCUUUUCGUACAAAGCUAAGAGCAUUAGAUUUUAUAUUUUUUCUACCCGUGUUCUUAAAGAAUGUCUCCUAAAAUAUAAUAAGUGCUACGUACUCCUGUU
Molecule: messenger RNA, 2403 nt
Organism: Spodoptera frugiperda (fall armyworm)
Lineage: Eukaryota; Metazoa; Arthropoda; Insecta; Lepidoptera; Noctuidae
Gene: AQP
Product: aquaporin-11
Exons: 8
Coding region: 300-1274 (324 amino acids)
Cellular component (GO): cytoplasm
Molecular function (GO): channel activity
Source: RefSeq, a predicted model, not a curated record